Molecule: messenger RNA, 1398 nt
Organism: Leguminivora glycinivorella
Lineage: Eukaryota; Metazoa; Arthropoda; Insecta; Lepidoptera; Tortricidae
Exons: 2
Coding region: 79-1398 (439 amino acids)
Source: RefSeq, a predicted model, not a curated record
UUGAAAUCGAGCCUCAUUGGCAAUUUUGUUUUCCAACUGUAAGGUUGUUACCAGAGCAACAUUUCUGCAAUCUGUACAAUGGAAGACGACGGCAGUUCCUCAUCCUCAGAUGAAUCGAGGUCAAGCUUCGUAUCUGUGGAGGAUCCGUCGGCUCCAGGGCCCUCAAAAAGGAAACGGCGAGCGCCUCACAAAGCUUCAAAAAGGAAACGUCACAGCGAAGAGGUUACGGUACAUAACCUAAUGAAAGAAGUAAGUGAGGUAAAACGUUUUUUAUCUUCAAUGAUACCGUACCCACAUGGUCCGCAGCAACCCAUGCCCGGACCUCCUUCGCUGCUUAUAUCUGACGAUCGGGACGAUAAUAUUAGUCUGAAUGUCAGUGGUGAACUUUGCUCUGAUAAUGAAACACGUGGCGCAAAUAAGACUGAGCCGGCAGAUUUGAGUAUUAACCUGCCAUUUAAUACUACUUUAAAAGAGCCAUCAGUUCCAAAAUCUGCCCAGGACCAUGUGCAUUUCUUAAAUGAGGUUCAGCAUUUUGGCUCGCCAGAUUGGGCGGACGUCCGCUAUGCGGAGGUUCAGAAAUCUUAUUGCUCGACCCCAGGUUUCAUCGAUACCGAAUGUAACGAUGAAUUAAAGCCGUAUGACAGAAAUGUCUCUCUUAGCGUUACUGAGAAAGGCUUUGCCGCCAUUACUCAGGCAUUAAUCAAACAAAAAGAAUCGUUGCAAUCUGGGUUGGAGUCUUUACUCUCGUGGAUUUCAUCCGCCGAUCAAGACAUAACUGUAGCUGCCUUAAGAGAAAAACUUAAUGAGAUCUUUAUAGAGGGUCCUUUUAACAAAAUAUCAGUUGACCUUCUCCAAAUGGCUUGUGGACAUAGGGCAGAUUUAAUUCAACAGAGGCGUGACGGUAUUUUGAGAUAUGUGAAAGAUAAAUUCACCCGUGCGGCCAUUCGUAAGAUUCCGCCAACUUGUGAAGGGUUGUUUGAUAAAGGAAUGUUGUCAGCCGAGCUAGAAAAGAACGGCGGAGUUGCGAAAACUCUUUGGCCGUUACCGAAUCAAACACCAAAGGCUAACUGGCCAGCUGCGCAAGCUGGACCGUCGCGUGCCAGACAGCCCGCGCAGGGCUCUAACAAUUUUCCUAAUACGGGCUAUUUUGGCAAACCUAUGCCAAACCCGCCAGCGCAUGGGUUCCCAUAUUAUCCUCCGCAAGGAUAUUUUAUGAAUCCUUUUUCGCAACAAGCCCCUUUUUAUAUGCCACAACGAUUUUCGCAAAAUCGGGAUGGCAAACAGAAUAGAAAAGUAAAUAGAAAUCGCAAUUCUACAAAAAACGAUGAACCAAUGCCGAAUUCUAACUCGAGAGGCCGUCGAGACAACAGAAGGUUUCGGGGCAAGCGAAAAUUCUGA